Molecule: messenger RNA, 759 nt
Organism: Diutina rugosa
Lineage: Eukaryota; Fungi; Ascomycota; Pichiomycetes; Serinales; Debaryomycetaceae
Product: CFEM domain-containing protein
Exons: 1
Coding region: 1-759 (252 amino acids)
Source: RefSeq, a predicted model, not a curated record
AUGAUUGCCCCCGCCGCUCUUUUGCUCGCCGCCGCCGCCCUCGUCCAAGCCGCCGAGAACCCUUACGCCAACUUCCCCUCGGUGCCCAAGACGGCGUCGAUCAACGGGUUUGCCGACCCCAUCUUGGGGCUGGUCCCCGAGUGCGCCAAGCUGUGCUUGACCGACAACGCCGACACCGGGUCCACCCCCUGCCCUUACUGGGACACCGGGUGUCUCUGUGUCAUGCCCCAAUUCGGCAACAAGAUCGCCGACUGCAUCGCCAAGCUGUGCAAGGGUGCCGACGUCAGAACCGCCACCGACGUUGCCAAGAACAAGUGCCAGGAAGUCGGCGUGUGGGAACCUUACUGGCAAAUCGGCGAUGCCCAGAAGAAGGCGUUGGACGAAGCCGCUAAGGUCGAGGCUACUACCACUGAGGACAACAAGCCCACCGAAACCUCGCAACAACAACAGCAACCCACUCAGACUUCGGAAGAACCCCAACCCACCACCGACAACAACAACAACCAAGAACAAAAAACGACUCAAGCUCCCACCUCCGAAGAACCUAAGCCCACUUCGCAAGCUCCUCAAUCGCAAUCUGCUGAACAACAACAAGGCGGCGAACAACAACAAUCGUCGGCUGCUGAACCUUCGCAACAGGAACAACAGGCGGAAACCUCGUCGUACGUCGUCCCCUCGGUCGACUUGGCUAACGGCGCCGCCGCCAUGGGCGCUGGCUCGCUCGGGGUCAUCGCCGCCGCCGCUAUGAUGAUGUUGUAA